Messenger RNA from Syngnathus typhle (broad-nosed pipefish), 1671 nucleotides. RefSeq names its product ion channel TACAN-like. Gene Ontology annotation, cellular component: membrane. The record is from RefSeq and is a predicted model, not a curated record. NCBI's taxonomy places the organism in Eukaryota, Metazoa, Chordata, Actinopteri, Syngnathiformes, Syngnathidae. Bases 1 to 1116 code for a protein of 371 amino acids. The transcript has 13 exons. Gene Ontology annotation, biological process: fat cell differentiation.
AUGUCACUGCCUGUGAUUUUCAUGCCCUUCACAACAUCAGGACACCGGCCUUCAAGGACCGGAAUUGCCCACCCCUGGUCUAGACAAACUCUAUGUUUAAAUGCCGAGAGUCUUGGCAAAGCUAAUCGUGGUCAGUUGGCUCCUCAGGACACACAUCGCCUGUACCGGGUGAAGCUGGAGGAAGUCACUCAAUUCCAAAGCCGCUGCACUUCUGCCAUUGUCCGCCACAGGAAGAAGCUUAAAGAACUCUUGUCGUCGCUCUGUGUUUGUAAAAUAAACUUCCAUAGGCUCGGGCGCAAGUUGAGUCCAGUGGAAGCAGACUCUGUGGCUGACAUCGGGGUGGCAGCGGACGAGCAAGCCCGCGCCUUCUCCGAAAUGGAAACCUUCCUCCCGAAGCCAAACGGGUUGUACCUUACGCUGGUUCUGGGAAACGUCAAUGUCACACUCCUCAAUAAGCAGUCAAAAUUGGCCUCCAAGGAUGAAUACGAGAAGUUUAAGCUGAUCCUCACGGUCAUCCUCUUCCUCUUCUCCUUCACCUGUUGCUUUUUGUUCAGACAGGUGACUUUAGACGCCCUCUUAAACUUCCUCCUGGUGUGGUACUACUGCACACUCACUAUCCGCGAGAGCAUCCUCAUCAACAACGGCUCCAGGAUCCGAGGCUGGUGGGUCCUCCAUCACUACGUGUUGACCUUCCUGUCCGGAGUCAUGCUCACUUGGCCUGAGGGGAUUCUGUACCAGAUGUUUUGGAAUCAGUUCCUCUCCUACUGCUUGCAUCAGAUUGCGCUUGUCUCAGGUUUCGUCCAGUUUCUGCAGUACUACUAUCAGAGCGGCUGCCUUUACAGACUACGAGCCCUCGGAGAGCGACACAACAUGGACCUCACUGUUGAGGGUUUUCAGUCUUGGAUGUGGCGGGGGCUCACCUUCCUGCUGCCAUUCUUGUUCUUCGGUCACUUCUGGCAGGUGUACAACAGCAUCACGCUCCUCAAGAUGUUCCGGCUGCCGGAAUGUAAAGAGUGGCAGUAUUGUGGAACAGGAUGUCCAGAAAGGCAGGAUAUCUCAAGGCCGAUGGGGAACGCGAAAAACAACUCGUCUUUGUGGUCCAGACACCUGUGCUGAGCAGGGGAAAACUCAAACGAGGAGGAGAUGACUAUCGACCAUUGACCAAUCACCACACAAUAAUUUGCAUGCUUGAAUAUUCAUAUUGUGUUUCUUUAACCCGGAAGAAUGUGUCGUCUUUUCUGGUCACGAAGGCACACGAGUUUUUGUGUUAAGGACCCAAGACCCAGGCGCCUGUAUUAGCUUGCUUUGUCAGGAUUAAACAAUUGGUAAAUUCGGCCUAAUUGAUCUACUGGUCUUCUCUUUGACAGAACGAACUCGCAAAAUUGUUAGGUGCGCCAGUGUGUGGAUUAGAACAUAGCAAUUCUUGUGUUAAGUGUUGAUCAUAAUUUGGAGUCAGAUCAAUAGCUAAAAUCCGUAUCCUAACAAGCCGAACCAGCCCAAGUCCUUGUAGGACUUGAGCGUCUCGACCCCUGCCAGACCUCCGUUUGACCGCCGCAAAGCUUAUCCGCUCUCCUCGAGUGGCCUUCGUUGGGAGACCUUGUAAAGAAGGAAAGUGUGUCCCUCUGGUCUAUGGCUUGCCUUUAAAACGUGCUGAAUAAAAGAACUCCUCCA